This is a messenger RNA of Vanderwaltozyma polyspora DSM 70294, 1740 nucleotides long. RefSeq names its product 2-(3-amino-3-carboxypropyl)histidine synthase (gene DPH2). Lineage: Eukaryota; Fungi; Ascomycota; Saccharomycetes; Saccharomycetales; Saccharomycetaceae. The record is from RefSeq and is a predicted model, not a curated record. Gene Ontology annotation, molecular function: 2-(3-amino-3-carboxypropyl)histidine synthase activity. The transcript has a single exon. Bases 1 to 1740 code for a protein of 579 amino acids. Gene Ontology annotation, biological process: protein histidyl modification to diphthamide.
AUGUCUGCUGAACUUGAAACAACCGAGCCACUAGUUGCUCCAUCUUUAUCAACUGCUCAAAAUGAAGAAACGUUUGCUUUCCAGAAAUAUGCUGGUAGUGAACACGAUAGGUCCUCAUAUUUAGGACCAGAAUAUUUAAACUUCGAUUUGAAUGAAUUAGUUGGUAAGUAUUACUCUGUUGACAAAUUGGUCAGCUAUUUCGAACAAAAUCCAAAGUAUACCAAAAUUACAUUGCAAUUUCCUGAUUCGUUGGUACAAGACUCUAGUAUUGUAACAAAGUUGCUUCAACAAAGGUUAGAUAACUCUGUUAUAGUUGAUACAACUGUUAAUCAAGAAUUAAAUUCAGAAUCUGGUGACCAUAAUGAUAAAAUGACUAUUAGAAAAUUUUGGGUAUUGGCAGAUACUGCAUACAGUUCUUGUUGUGUUGAUGAAGUUGCCUCAGAACAUGUUAAUUCUCAAAUUGUAGUUCAUUUUGGUGAUUCCUGCUUGAAUAGUAUCCAAAAGCUUCCGGUGGUGUAUUCUUUUGGUAAUCCUUACUUCGAACUCGAAAAAGUUGUUGAUAACUUUUUGGAAACUUAUCCAGAUACAAAUGAAAAAAUAUGUAUUAUGGCAGAUACCCCUCAUACUCAACAUAUCAUGGAACUAUAUAAUGUCUUGAAGACUAAACAUUAUAAAAAUUUAUUAGUUGCAGGUAUAAAUUCCGAUUUGGCUAAUGAAAAUGUGACACUUCUAGAUCAAAGCCCAAGCGAAGUUUCUUUAAAGAAAGUAUUAACAUUGGGUAACAGAGUGCUACUGGCAGAUGAUGAAUCUAUUGCAUUUGAAGAUUCUUCUGAGUUACAACAGGACUAUCAUUUAUUCCAUAUCACGAUGCCUCAGGAUCCCCGCUUACUAUAUCUAUCGACUAUAUUCCAAUCUAUGUCAAUUUGUGAUCCUCAGGAUGGAUCCGUUUCACAAGGACCAUUCCCUUCACUAAUGAAACGUUAUAAAUACAUGCAUGUGGCAAGAACUGCCGGUUGUAUUGGUAUUUUAGUAAAUACUUUGUCUUUGAGAAAUACCAACGAGACAAUUAACAAAAUAUCUCAAUUAAUCAAAAAUAAUGGUAAGAAACACUACUUAUUUGUAGUAGGAAAACCUAACGUUGCCAAAUUAGCAAAUUUUGAACCAGUUGAUAUUUGGUGUGUUUUAGGUUGUGGUCAAAGUGGUAUUAUUAUUGAUCAGUAUAAUGAGUUCUAUAAGCCAAUUAUCACACCUUAUGAACUGACGAUGGCUUUAUCGCCAGAAGUCACCUGGACAGGUAAAUGGAUUGUAGAUUUCAAAGAAGCUUUAAAAGAUGUUGAGGAUGAGUUGGAGGAAUCUGAAGUAAAUGUACAUUCGGGAGAUAACCAAGCAGCUGAAGGUGAAAGUAAUGCGCCAGAGUUUGACGCUGUUACUGGUAGAUAUGUCAGCAAUUCUAGACCACUAAGAGAUGUUACACACUUGGAAAUUGAAAGUCCAUCCGAUAAGCAGGAGAACUCUAGAUCUGGUUCAAAUGAACUAGUUAAAAAAUUCGCCGGUAGUAUUAUCAUCAAGGGAACUGUUUCAACUUCAGCUUCACAUUUACAGAAUCGUCAAUGGACAGGUUUAGGUAGUGAUUUUAAGAAUAAUGAGGAUCAUGAUGAGGACGGUGCCAUUAUUGAAGAAGGUAUCUCUGGUGUGGCCCGUGGUUAUCAAUUUGAUAGAGAUAACUCAAAAAAGAAUUAA